AUGAAUAAAAAAAGAUACUAUGAAAUCCUGGGGGUGUCGGAAGAUGCCUCCGAGUCAGAAAUAAAAAAGGCCUACCGAAACCUAGCCAAACAAUAUCACCCCGAUAAAAAUCUCGGUAAUAAAGAAGGCGAAGAAAAAAUGAAGGAAAUCAAUGAGGCCUAUGAGGUUCUGAGCGACCCCCAAAAACGCCAAAAUUAUGACCUUUAUGGUAGUGACAGAAGUUCUGCCCAAGGUUUUGACACCAGCGGAUUUAGUGGUAGAACUGCGGGAAGUGAUGUUUUAAUUAAUAUUUCUUUGACCUUUAAAGAGUCAGUUUUCGGAACCAAAAAAAAAAUUUCUUUGAAUCUUAAAAAAGCCUGCCAAGUUUGUCGCCAAACUGGGGCUUAUUCUCCAAACGAUAUUCAAGAAUGCUCAGCUUGUCAAGGAAGGGGAAUAGUCAAUUCGGUUCAAAGAACUCUUUUGGGGACAAUUCGCACACAAUUGAAAACAAUACCUUUUGUUAUUCCUUCUGGAAUUAGGCAAGGGGAAAAAUUACGCUACCGAGGGAUAGGUAAUGAUGGUUGGCACGGAGGAGAAAAAGGAGACAUCUAUGUAGUUAUAAAAGUCGAAGAAAAUCCUUAUUUUCAGCGUAAAGGUGAUGAUAUUCAUGUCAACUUACCAAUUUCUUUUUUAGAUGCUAUUUUAGGCGGAAAAGUCAAAGUUAUUACCUUAGAAGAAGAUGAAAAAAUUAAAGAAAUCGAAAUUCCCCCUGGGAGUCAAAAUGGAGAUUUGUUAGUUUUAAAAGGUUAUGGUUGUUUUUUAGGAAUUAACAAAACGGCACGCGGAAAUUUAUAUAUCCGAUUACAAGUAGAAUUGCCUAAAAUAAAAGCUAUUUCCGAAGCAACUAGAAAGAUUAUUAUUGAAAGGGUAAAAGUUGAAUUAAGUAGAUUAAAUAGCGUUCGUUUUUCCAAAGAUGAAUUUGUUCUCGAUGAGGAAAAAGAAAAUCUGAUAAAGGAAUGGGAAAAAUUAAGAGAUGCUCUAUUGAACGAAAUAGAAACUAUUCAGAGACAAAUUGACGAAACGAAGUCGACCACUCUUAUUCCUUUUCAACAAAAAAGCCUCAAAUUAGGAUACUGUCAUCUUUGUAAUGUUAAUAUCGGGGAAAAUUUUUCUUAUAAAUUGAAAGAGGAAGAACAAAGAAUUUUGGGGAUUGAGAUUGUCAAAGGAGCCGAGUUUUGUUCUCGAAAAUGUUUUUUGGAUUACUGUAAAGACUAUGAAAAACAUGAAAAAUUUCGUCAAGAAAAAAAAAAGGAAAAUCGAGGAAAAAUUGAAUACGGACAACUUUUGAUUAGCAAAGUUCAAGAUGAAAUAACUAGUUUGAUAGAAAAAAUUGACAAACUAGAAAAAAAAGAAUUAGAACUGGAAAUGAUUCCUCCCGAAAGAAUUAGAGAAGAAAAGGAAAAAGUUGGUUUUUUUCGUCGACUUUUCCAAAAAAUAGGAUUGGCCGAAAAAACUGACUCUGCUUCUUUGCUAGAAAAAGUUAAAAAACAGAAGGGAGAAUUAGAAAAUAGAUUAGAGGCUUCCCGAAACAGAUUAAAAAAGGAUAACCCAGAAAGAGAAUUAACCUUAGAGGAAUUAAGGGAAAAACUCCAACGGAAAAAGUUAGAGGAAGAAUUGGCUAAAAAAGCACGCAAACAAACUCGGGACUUUGAUGAAAGCAUGCUUGGGGUUUGCCAUACUUGCCAUGUGCCUAUCUAUUAUGGAGAACCUAUUCAUAAACUACAAACCCUAGAUAGUGAGAGUUCUUAUUCAGGAGGAGCAGGCGGAGUUUAUGGAGGAGGCUAUGCGGGUGGAGGAUAUCAUGCCCAGGAAUUAGAGGGAUUAAAGAAGUAUCAUAUAAGAAUGGGAUAUUGGAUUAUAGCAGGGACAACUCUUGCUACCAUCCCUUUAUUUACUUAUGCCUACUUAAAGGCUGGAUUUGGGAGUAUGCUGAAUGCGAUUUUUGUCUUUGGGUUUGUUUCACUACUUCUUGGAGGGUUUUUAGGAAUGAUUAUACAAAGGCUGUUUACCAAGCAACCCAAACUCCCAGAUAGAUAUAGACAAAGAAAGAACCCUUACCGGGAUACUCUGAUUUGGAAAUUAGAUAAUGAGGGUAAACCAGUUAAAGAGGGUUCAGCCAAGAUUAAUAAGUAUGGAAUGAUAUUAGACCCCGAGAAGGAUACAAAAAAAUAA
Funneliformis geosporum is the source of this 2211-nucleotide messenger RNA. NCBI's taxonomy places the organism in Eukaryota, Fungi, Glomeromycota, Glomeromycetes, Glomerales, Glomeraceae. The record is from the annotation of a GenBank genome assembly.